GUGGGAAAAAUGGCGGCACUGCUACAGCAAGAGCUGGAGCCUGCGGAGAUCGCAAAACUACCAAAAAACAUCAUAAACAAACUCGAGAAGAUCCUCUUGGACCAACAGUAUGAAAUAGACUCUUUAAAGGCACAACAGGAGCAGUUUAGAGUGGAUAAUGAGCAACAUUUCUUUGAGAAAGUGCAACAACUUGCUCACUGUCAAGAAGAGUUUUUGGCUAAGUCUCAGGAGCACUUGAAGCUCCAAGAACAAUUCACCAAACUUGAGGAGGAAUUUAAAACUGAGAAACUGAAGAACAAAGAACAUGAGAUCACAAAGGAGAGGCUGUCAUCAGACCAGGUUCUGCUGUCAAAAGCCAGAGAAGAGCUCGAGGCUGAAAAGCGAGAACUUGUCCGGACACUGGAAAGACGGUCAUUGGAAGUUGAGCAUUUAAAUGAUGAUUUAAGGCAACUAAAUGACAAACUGGUUGGAGCUGGUACAUCUAGAUUAACUUUGCAAAUGAAACUUGAUGAGCUUGAAGCAGCUGAAGUUAACAUUAAGUACAAAGAGAAGCGUAUGGAUCAGGAGAAGGAGCUCCUACAGGGACAAAUCUCUUGGCUGAAUGAUGAGCUUAAAGCAAAGACUGAGGAGCUGCUGUCCCUAUCCAGACAGAAGGGCAACGAGAUCCUGGACCUAAAAUGCUGCUUGGAGAAUAAAGAUGAUGAGCUGAACAAGCUUCACGACCAACUAACCAGCUGCAAAACUUCAAAUGAAAAUCUGCAGAAACAAAGUGAAGAAAUGGUCAACAAACUGAAAGAGGCCAAGGUGCAACAAGCUGCGAUGGAGGAGAGGUUUAGAAAUGAACUUAAUGCUAACAUCAAACUGGCUAACUUGUACAAGGGAGCAGCAGCAGAUGCAGAGGCAAAAAGUGAAGAGUUGAACCAGGCAGUUGAGGAGCUGCAUAAACUCCUAAAAGAUGCUGGAGAAGCUAACAAAGCCAUGGAAGAAAAAGUGCUGGAAAUGAAUGCAGGCACAGAUAAGGCUACAGCUGAGUUAAAGGAGAAAAUUCAAAGUCUUGAGAAGGAAUUGGACAAUGCAAACGAACUACUGGCUUCUUCUAAUCUCAGAGGUCCUGUUGCUUCAUCCUCCUUAACUGAAGAACAGCUGACAACUAUGUCCCCCACUGCUGCCGCUGUCUCAAAGAUAAAGCCUAAAAUGAAACUGACAGAGUUGUAUACAGCAUAUGUGGAGAGCCAGGAGCAGCUGCAGUUGGAGCGUCUGGAAAACAAACGUGUCAACAAAUAUCUGGAUGAAAUCGUACAGGAGGUAGAAGCCAAGGCCCCAAUUCUAAAACGCCAAAGAGACGAACACGAACGCAUGCAGAAGUCUGUGGCAAGUCUCUCAGCCAAACUGGAGCAAGCUGUCAAGGAGGUGCAUCGUCUCCAAAAAGAGGCAGAUGAAGCCAACAAGCGCGCCUCUGUUCUUGAAAGAGAAAGCCAAAGAUCUGAAAUGCAGCUGUCUGAUAUGGCUCAGCAGGUGCGAGUGUUGCUGAUUGAGCUGGAGGAGGCUCGUGGGAACCAUGUGCUUCACGAUGAGGACGUGAGCUCGGCCGACGUCAGCAGCACGUCUGAUGUCAUCUCUCAGCACCUGGUGACCUUCAGAAGUGUGGAGGAGCUACAGAAGCAGAACCAGCGCCUCCUAGUGGCCCUCAGGGAGCUCGGGGAGGCCCAGGAGAAAGAAGAGUUUGAAUCCACCGGCAACAAGCGAGCUGAACUGGAGCAGAGUCUGGAGAAGGUGCAGUCGGAGUUGGACAGCUUGAAAGAGCAGAGGGGUCAACAGCUGAAGAUGACAGAGUCCAUAGUGAGACAAAGGGACAUGUAUCGUGUGCUGCUUGCUCAGGCCACUGGGGUCAGCUUCCCUCAACAAGGUACUCUCCCUGAAGACCUGACCACUCUGACCUCGACCCCAAGACGCUCACCUGCAACCACGCCCACCACGGGAACACCCACUGCUCUCGUUUCCAUGGCAACAGACACAGCAGAGGCUCUGGAGGCCAAAGCUGCUUUGAGACAAUUGCAGGAUGUGUUCACCUACUAUAAAAAAGAGCGAUUGGAAAGUGACAAAUCGAUGACUGAGCAGAACGAGAAACUCCAGGAACAAAUCUCUGAACUCCGCUCUGCAAAUGCCAAGAUCUCCACCCAGCUCGAAUUCGCCUCUAAAAGGUACGAGAUGCUGCAGGACAACGUUGACGGCUAUCGUAAAGAGAUCGCCUCCCUCAGAGAAAAAGAACAGAAGAUGAGCACUGCGAUUCAGAAGCAUGAACAGACCAUCCACACUCUCAGUGAGGAUCUGAAAGCUGCCAAGGAAAAACUAGCCAUGUCUGAAGGACAGGUUGGAAGUCUUCGUAAAGAGAGAGAUAUGCUCAAGCUGGUGGAGUCUAGACUCACCAAUGAAAAGGAGGCCAUUUUGAGUCAACAACAGAACCAGAAUCUACUACUCACAAAUCUGCAGAGCAUACAGGCCACUCUUGAGCGCUCGGAGACAGACACUCGUCAGCGUCUCACUAGUCAGCUUGAGAAACAGGAGCGUGAGAUCUCACAGCUGCAGAAAAAACUGGAGAAUGAAGUGGAACAGCGCCACCUGCUGACAAGAAACCAAGAGAUUCAGUUGUUAGAGACGAAGAGGCAGCUGGAGUUACAGGUGACUCUACAUCAGAAAACCAAAGAUCAGUUGAAUGCAGCCGAGGUGGAGCUGAACACCCUGAGCAUCCAGGCAAGAGGAGGAGACGCCCGCCGCAGCCUGGGCUCUCCACCUACACCAAUACGAAGCUUACCAGUGUUGGACCAGAACCAGGAGGACUUGCAGGGUCGUCUUCGUUUGGCUGAGACCAGAGCAGAUGAACUGUCGGAGAAUCUAAAGAGCGUCACUGCCUCCAUGGAAAUGUACAGGACCAUGGCCCAAAGUCUGGAGGAGUCCAUAGACCAAGAGAAGCAGGUGACUGAACAGGCCCGAUCCUCUAUUGAAACUCGUAUGAAGGAGGCUCAGGAGCAGUAUCACAAACUGGAGGAGAAACUGGGUGAGGUCCAGAGAGAGAAGCAGAGCCUGGAGGAGCAGAAGAGGGCUGCAGUAGAGACCCUAGAGGAGCAGAUAAACGUUCUUAAGAGAGAUCUAAGCAGCGCACAGGCUGACCACCAGGAGGCUCUUCAGAAAGUGGCUGUUCUUGAAGCCCAGCAGCAACAGGCUCUGCAAGACAGCCGCGAACAGGCUAAAUUGACUGCAGAAGCACAGGACAAAUAUGAGCGCGAGAUGAUGCUCCAUGCUGCGGAUGUGGAGGCUCUUCAGGCAGCGAAGGCCCAGGCUGCGCAGACUCUGGAGCUCAGACACCAGCUCGAUGAGAGAGUGCAGAGGGUCAGUGCGGAGCUACUGGAGGCACGAGUGUCCUGGGAGGAGCAGGAGAAGAUGUUCAAGGAGGAGAUGUCCAAAGUGGAGAGCCGUAGUGAAGAGCUUCAGAAACAGAACACAAUGUUACAUGAACAGAUCCAAACGAUGAGCAAGAAAAUGGCUGAAAAUCUGCAGAAGGCGUCUAGUGACAGUUCUCUUAAUAUCUCCUUAGCCGACGAGGGCAAGUCUCAAGAGCAAAUACUCGAGAUCCUCAGCUUUGUAAGACGGGAAAAAGAAAUUGCAGAGUCCCGUUUUGAGGUGGCACAAGGAGAGAGUCUGCGUUACCAACUCAGAGUGGAACAUCUGGAGAGAGAACUGAAGGAGGUGCAAGACAGUCUGAGCGCAAACAGAGAGAGGAUGCAGGUAACGGCAAAGACUUUGGCUCAACACGAUGAACUGAUGAAAAAGACUGACACCAUGAGCAUCCUGAUGGAGACCAACAAGAUGCUGAGAGAAGAAAAGGACAAGAUUCAGCAAGUCCUGCAGCAAACCCAAGCAAAGGUGCAAAAGCUGGAGUCUGAUAUCAUGCCUCUGGAGAUGGCCAACUCUGAACUGAGUGAGCAAAGUGGGAUGCUUCAGACCGAGAAGAAAAUCCUGGAGGAGGAAAUAAAACGAUGGAAAGCUCGAACCGAGCACUUGGUGGCCCAGCAGAAAGAUUCAGAUCCAGAGGAGUACAAACGUUUGACAAGUGAAAGAGAAGCCCACCUCAAGCGCAUCCAGCAGCUCACAGAAGAGGGCGCAAAGGCCAAUAAUAUGAACACAGCACUGAAGGGUCAGGUACAGGCUUGUCGUGAAUCUUUGGCUAAAGUGACUGAGGAGAGGAAUCAUUUGAAGGGCGAAGUGGAGGCCAAACAUCAAGACCUACAGGAGAAGGCGAAGACCAUCAUGCAGGUCAAGAAGAUCGGACGCCGCUACAAAACUCAAUACGACGAACUGAAGGUGGCGCAUGACAAGCUUGUAGCAGAAGUAGCAGCAGGACCGUCCCAGAAUGAGGAGACUCGUCAGGCCUCUGCUCAGGAAAUACAGGCCCUCAAAGACUCUUUGACCCAAGCAGAGGCGAAGGUGAAAGACCUGGAGGCACAAGUGGAGAAAAGCAACAAGGUUGCGACCGAUCGAGACACAGAUCUGCGCAGUUGUCAGGAGCAGACGAACAGACUGCAGACAGAGCUGAGCAGACUGAGGCAGGAGCUGCAGAUGAAAAAUUCACAAGAGGAAACUCAGAGGCAACAGAUGGUCGACAAAGAGGAGAAAAUGAAGAAGGCUCUGUUCUUCGCCAAGCAGAAGAUCAGCCAGCUCAUGGGAAACAAGGAGCAGAUGCAGAAGGAGAAUGAGGAGCUAAAGCAGCAGCGCGAGGAGCUGGAGGUGCGAGUGAGUGCUCUGAAGUCCCAGUAUGAAGGUCGUCUGAGCCGACAGGAGCGAGAGCUGAGGGACCUGCGCGGACACCAGGAGAGCAGAGACCAGAGGGACGAGCCGGCCGAGGCAGGGCCCAGCAAGACGCAGGAGCAGCAGAGGAGCACCGAACAAAGACAGAUCAGUCUCAAGACCACUCCAGCUGCAGACAGGGGCAGUGCCUCCACCUCCGAGCCUCCAACUGCAAACAUCAAGCCGACUCCUGUGGCUUCAGGCAGUAAACAGACGGCCAUCCCCGGGAACAAGGCCACCCCCAGAGCCAGUAUCAGACCCAUGAUCACCCCAGCCCCAGUGCCCACACCUACACCCACUGCCACUGUCAUGCCCACUACACAGGUGGAGACGCAAGAAGCAAUGCAGUCAACAGAAGCCCCUCCAGUUGAGCACGUGACAGUGUACGGCAGUGCUAGCGGCUCUGUGCGCUCUGCUAGCCCUAAUGUACAGACCACGUUAGCUAGCACCAUGCUAACAGUGCAGCAGGUCCAGACGCAGGCCACCGCAUUUGUCCAACCAACGCAACAACAGAGCGUGACCCAUUCAGAGCCGGCCAAUCAGGAUCCUCCUCCUCUGGUGUUUGAAACGACACCUAGCAACCAAGUGGAGUGGCCCUCAACAUCCUCCACCUCCUCCUCUGUGUUUGGGACAGUCUCUGCUACCCCGGGCACCUCAUCGAUGUCCAAACGGCCCAGAGAGGAAGAGGAGAGCUCGACUGUUGUGACUGAGGCAGAGGUUCCAUCUGAAGACACCUCCAGAGCUCCGAUCUCCAAGAAACUGAGAAUCAUCCAAAGAGUGGGACCAGAGGAGGAGAUGCUGACUGAAGAAAGUGCUGAGGCUGAAGGGGUAGUGCCAACAGACAGUCAAGACGUCACAGAAGCCUCUCAGGAUGAAGACUUCCCAGCUCUAGAGGAGGAAGAGGAGAGUACAGUGCCUCAGUCUGUGAUGGAGCCGGAGGGGCCUCAGGGCGACGCCUCUGAGCUCGAAAAGGACGUGAUUGUGAUUUUAACUGAUUCUGAGAGUGAGGAGGGCCAAGAGGAAGAGGAGGAAGAGGAGGAGGAUGAACAGGAGUAUGAUGAAGAGGAAGAAGAGGAGGAGGAAGAGGAGGAUGAGGAAGGCGAUGAUGAUGAAGAUGAUGAAGACAGUAACAAGGGCGGUGGAGACGCAGAGGUCUAUGAUUAUAAGCUACCCCCCAUAUACGACGUGGAAGAGGAGGAAGAGGAGGAUGAGCCAGAGAGCGCUGAUGUAACGGACCCAGGCACAGAGACAGAGGAGAGUGUGGGGGCGUCGGGCUCCACCCAGAGACAAGCCGAUUCCCAGACACCGAGCUAUGAGGGCAGUUCAGCUGAAGCCUUCUCCACUGAACAACCAAUCACAGGCUCCGGUAUUCGAAUGCCACAGUCGCCGCGGAGAUCGAUGCACCAACCGUCACGUCUGAACAUCCACCAGAGCUCAGAGCUGGGCCCCCCCACUCAGGUCCAGCGCAUUCCUGGUCGUCGACAGUUGGCUCAGCUCGGUCAUAGUGUUCCUGGCAGCACACAGCACUUUGAGGACGAUGACAGGAUGGUUCCCAAUGCUCCGACCCUAGUGGCGCCGCAGCGUUCGGACGGUUUUGACCAGUGCAUACAGUCCCCUCAAGUGGCCGGUGUUCCGCGCUUUAGAAUUGGGGUGACAGAAGAAGUCCCACAGGCCAGCACCUCCACUCACUCAGACCUGGGUGAGCUCGCGUCACAAGGAGGUCUUGGGAUGUUCGCUGAGGAAGAGUCUGGAGGUCGUAGUGUUCCCACCGCUCCGCUACAAGUCUCAGGAGCAGCCUUUUCUGAAAUCGCUCCCUCGGACUCCACAGAGCACGCCUCCCAGUCUGUUCCCAUGGUGACCACAUCCACACAGGGGCUGGUGUCUGGGACGGGCGCAGCAGGAGAGGAGAGGGAUGACUUCCUGGAGCCUGACACUGACCGAUCCGUGGAGGCGUCGGGAGAACCUGUGGUGUCUCAGGCAGAAGCAGCAGAGCCCAGUCAAACCUCAGGCACAGGCAGCCUCCCCUCCACCAGCCAAGAGCCGUCCUCCAGCUGUGCAGGCACCAACCGACCAGAUACGAGCAGUGCCAGAGCCAGGCCCUCUCGCUCUGGUCCGAGCCGACAGCUGCAGCGCUGGUCUGAGGGCAGAGGGGGGCGCGUGAAGAGAGGUCAAGCAUUUGCUCGAGGUUUAUACAGACGAUGAGACGCCCCCUGGUGGAGACUUGACUGAAUCUUGUGCUUU
This is a messenger RNA of Periophthalmus magnuspinnatus, 7083 nucleotides long. It is a transcript of the gene tprb, whose product is annotated as translocated promoter region b, nuclear basket protein. Lineage: Eukaryota; Metazoa; Chordata; Actinopteri; Gobiiformes; Gobiidae. Gene Ontology annotation, cellular component: nuclear pore. Gene Ontology annotation, biological process: protein import into nucleus; mRNA export from nucleus. Gene Ontology annotation, molecular function: structural constituent of nuclear pore. Bases 10 to 7044 code for a protein of 2344 amino acids. The transcript is spliced from 52 exons. The record is from RefSeq and is a predicted model, not a curated record.